AGUUACUGGUGUUAUUAUGAUUGUUGUUGUUGUUGUUUUGUAUUAUAACAGGAAAAGUAAUGGGUUUAUCGUUUUGAGGUCGCGUUCGCUGAAACGCGUCGUACAGGAAGAAGACGGUAAGAGACGAAGAAAUAAAAAGGUUACGCAAUCAAUCGGAUAUGUGAACAGUUUGUGAAUAAUUUUGAAUUUGGCACGAGCAGAACCUUAGCAUUAAUUGUUUCAUAUGUUAAUGAAUCGUAUGUGCCGUGUAAAGUGCGUAAGAAAUAGAGUUUCCGUGCGACUGUUGCGCGCGAGUCCGUUUAUAAAGACGAGCGGUAGGAGUGAGUUGCGUGUCUGCUGGUUGGUGGUGUGUAUUUUAGUGUGUCAGAGAGGAGCGAAGUGAGUGGUCGUGGCACAACCAUCCCAACAACACCAAUCACCUGAUCCUAUAAUGCCAAUUGGCCGACCGGUACUAUAAACAAACACUAUAGUAACCAUGGCACCGAAUCUCAGCAAGUUCGUCACCAAGAGCAACGGGUUGGCCGCGGCCGGCGUAGUCGCCGCCCUCUGGAUCCUCUCCAGGAAGUCCAAAUCGCAGUGCAAGAGCAAAAGCGGCAGCAGCAGCAGCAAAAGGAACCGCGUCGAGGAGGACGUCAAGUAUGUGCUUGCAGAGAAGAAGGAGAACAGACCAAAGGCUCAGGUCGAUAGGCAGUUCUUCAAGCAGGUGGCUCAGCUGCUGGGAAUUGUGGUGCCCGGUUGGACAUCCCCCGAAGCAGGUCUCCUGCUGCUGGUGGCAGGAAGUCUGAUUUCCAGAUCCCUCUGUGACCUGUGGCUCAUCAACAAUGGCACCAAAAUUGAAAGUGCUAUUAUUUCGAUGGACAAGAAGCUGUUCUAUAAGCGGUUGUUGAAUUUUGUUGUUGCCAUGCCUUUCGUCUCCAUGGUGAAUAACGUGCUCAAGUACUCGAUCGGGGAGCUCAAGAUCAGGCUGAGGACUAACAUGACGCGGAGGCUGUACGAGGACUACUUGAAGGGCUACACGUAUUACAGAAUGACGAACCUGGACAACAGGAUCACGAACGCCGAUCAGCUGCUCACCACCGACGUGGACAAGUUCUGCGAAUGCGUGGCCGACCUCUACUGCAACAUCGCCAAGCCGACCCUGGACAUCGGCAUCUACGUGUUCAAGCUGACCUCUAGCCUCGGCGGCGGUGUUCCGUCUCUGAUGCUCGGUUACCUCUUCAUAUCCGGCAUGAUCCUGACGCGUCUCCGAAGACCAACAGGAAGAUUGACAGCGCAGGAGCAGAAGCUUGAAGGAGAGUUCAGACACAUCAACGCCAGAUUGAUAACGCACUCCGAGGAGGUGGCCUUCUACAACGGGAAUCUGCGCGAGAAGGCGACGCUUCUCUCCAGCUACAACAAACUGUUGGCUCACUUGAGGAAAUUCCUCAAGUUCAAGAUCUUGAUGGGCGUCAUAGAUAAUCUGGUGGCGAAGUACUUCGCGAGCGCUGUCGGUUUCUUCGCCGUUUCCAUUCCCUUCAUGUCAGCCAAUCACUUCUUGGGCAAAUCCUCGCAAGGCGACCGCUCCACGCUCUACUACACGUACGGCAGGAUGCUGGUGAAGUUGGCCGAAGCCAUCGGAAGAGUGGUGUUGGCCGGAAGGGAAUUGACGAGACUGGCGGGCUUCACCGUCAGAGUGUCGCAGUUGCGCCAGGUGAUGGACGAGCUGAACGCCGGCAAGUACCAGAGGACUAUGGUGGCCGGAGCGGAGAACCUGAAACCUGGAGGUGGAAGGUUAAUCUUCAAAGAUAAUCUAAUCAAAUUCAACAAAGUACCCCUGAUCACACCCAACGGCGACGUCCUGAUCGACGAGUUAUCCUUCGAGAUUCAAUCGGGCAUGAACGUUUUGGUCUGCGGCCCGAACGGCGCCGGCAAAUCCUCGCUGUUCCGCAUCCUGGGCGAGCUCUGGCCCAUCUUCGCCGGAGAAUUAACGAAACCUCCGAUCGGCAAGUUGUUCUACAUCCCGCAGAAACCCUACAUGACCUUGGGCAGUCUCAGAGAUCAGCUGACUUACCCGCAUUCGGGAGCGGAGGCUGCGAGAAGGGGCGCCUCCGACGACAUCCUCGAGCAGCACUUGAAUCGCGUCCAACUAGGUUACCUGAUGGAGCGGGAGGGCGGUCUGGAUGCCGUCGCCGAUUGGCUGGACGUCCUCAGCGGCGGCGAGAAGCAGCGAAUCGCGAUGGCUCGUCUCUUCUACCAUGCCCCGCAGUUCGCGAUUCUCGACGAGUGCACUUCGGCCGUUUCCGUGGACGUCGAGGGUAGCAUGUACAGAUACUGCAGAGAGGUUGGCAUCACCUUGCUCACCGUUUCACACCGGAAGUCGCUGUGGCAACACCACGAAUUCGUUCUCCAAUUGGACGGCAGAGGAAGCUACACCUUCGACGAGAUCGACACUCACACCGAAGAGUACGGCUCGUGAAUCAGCACACACCCUUAGAUAAACAUAUUUAUAUAAAUUAUAAUGAUACAUAUUUAGUCCAGAUUGAGAAUAUACAUACGGAUUUUUUUUUUUCUAUAGAUGAAUCUAUAUUCUGUUGUACGACAAUAAUUGCAAUCACCAUCACCGACGCACCGGAAAGAGAAAACGCUUGGCUUGUAAACAAA
Messenger RNA from Nicrophorus vespilloides, 2640 nucleotides. RefSeq names its product ATP-binding cassette sub-family D member 3 (gene Pmp70). The record is from RefSeq and is a predicted model, not a curated record. The transcript is spliced from 3 exons. NCBI's taxonomy places the organism in Eukaryota, Metazoa, Arthropoda, Insecta, Coleoptera, Silphidae. Gene Ontology annotation, cellular component: peroxisomal membrane. Bases 476 to 2455 code for a protein of 659 amino acids. Gene Ontology annotation, molecular function: ATP hydrolysis activity; ABC-type transporter activity; long-chain fatty acid transmembrane transporter activity. Gene Ontology annotation, biological process: very long-chain fatty acid catabolic process; long-chain fatty acid import into peroxisome; fatty acid beta-oxidation.